AUAAGUAAUGGUUCCAUAUAUUACAAUACCAUAUUUGUUAAAUAUAUAUGAUAUAUCACGAUACAGCAUUCCAAGAAGAAAACAUUAUUGAUUAGAAUUUCCCAUCCAACAACAUAUCGAGGUAUUAUAUCAUUGAGUUAACUUUUCCUUCUUUUAUUGUUCACUGAAACCAUCACAUUUGAUAUCAUAGUAUGGAAGACGUGGCAGGCUUUGAUCCUUGAAUUCAUCACUUGGACCGUCAUUCUGCUUUUAUAAAAGAACCCAAUCUCCAAAAGCCUUGUAUGUGUGAAAUUUUGCCCCACCACAAAAUCUGAGUCUCCUUAUGGCUUGGAUUUUUCUCGCUGUUGCAUUGGUUGGUCUUGCUCUUCUAUUGAGAACAAGGCUAUACAGAAGUCCGAACAAAUUGCCUCCUGGUCCUAGAGGGUUCCCUGUUUUUGGUUGCCUUCAUUUGCUAGGAAAGCUUCCUCAUAGAGAUCUUCGAAGUUUAUCUAAAAAAUAUGGAUCCAUUAUGUACAUGAGACUCGGCCUUGUACCCACUAUCAUCGUCUCUUCUCCUCAAGCAGCUGAGCUCUUCCUCAAAACCCAUGAUUCUGUUUUUGCAAGUCGCCCAUUUGUUCAGGCUUCCAAGUACAUGUCAUACGGUCAAAAGAACUUGGGGUUUGCUCAGUAUGGUCCUUAUUGGCGUAAUAUGCGUAAAAUGUGCAGACUCGAAUUGCUGAGCAGUGUGAAAGUUGAAUCUUUCAGAUCAAUGAGAAUGGAAGAGCUCGGUUUGUUCGUUGACUAUCUUCGAGAUGCUGCAAAAAAACGUGUCAUUGUAAAUCUUAGCUCCAAAAUCUGUUCUCUCAACACAGAUAUGACAUGUUUGAUGGUGUUUGGAAAGAAAUAUAAAGACCAAGAGUUUGACGAGAGGGGUUUCAAAUCUGUGAUACAAGAGGCCAUGCAGAUAGUGGCUAGUCCUAACUUGGGAGAUUUUAUUCCUCAAAUUGCAGUACUUGAUCUUCAAGGGUUGGACCGUCGCUCAAAAGCUGUUAGUAAGAUAUUUGAUGAGUUCUUUGAGAGAAUUAUUGAUGAACAUCUUGAAUCCAGGUAUGAGAAUAAGACUAAGGAUUUUGUGGAUGUCAUGUUGGAAAUCAUGGACUCUCAUGGAACCGAGUAUCAGAUUGAACGGUCUAACAUCAAAGCUAUAAUCCUUGAUAUGCUAGUGGCCGCAAUGGACACUUCUGCCACCACAAUCGGAUGGGCAAUACCUGAGCUCAUCAAACAUCCACAUGUGAUGAAGAAAAUGCAAGACGAAUUACAAAAAGUGGUGGGUUUGGAUAGAAAGGUGGAAGAAACUGACUUGGAUCACUUGCAAUAUUUGGACAUGGUCGUUAAGGAAAUUCUCAGGCUACAUCCACCAGCUCCAUUAUUAGUUCCACAUGAGGCUCUUGAAGAUUGCAUUGUUGAUGGUUUCUAUAUUCCUAAGAAAUCACGUAUAAUAGUAAAUGGAUGGGCAAUUGGAAGAGACCCAAACUUUUGGAUUGACCCAGAAAAAUUCUUUCCUGAAAGGUUUAUUGGUAGUCAAGUGGAUGUGAGAGGGAAGGAUUUUCAAUUGAUUCCCUUUGGAUCCGGCCGAAGAGGUUGUCCUGGCAUGCAAAUGGGUCUAACAGUAGUUCGUCUAGUGAUAGCACAGCUUGUCCAUUGCUUUGAUUGGGAGCUUCCAAAUGGCACGUUACCAGUUGAAUUGGAUAUGACAGAAGAAUUUGGAUUAACUUGUCCCAGAGCUCAAGAUCUAAUGGUUACUCCUAUUUAUCGCCUUAACAACUAAACAAGCCAAACAGUUGCACAUAACUUUCAAAUAAAUAAAGAGUUCAAUAUAUUAUCAGAUUGUACGUGUGAAAUCAAGUGAAAGAUGUGCAUGGUUUGCAAGAUUCAGAAUUCCUGUCAUAAGAAGAGAAGUUAAUAAAUUUGUGCUUGUAUGCUUAGCAAGUAGGUCUGCUUUUGUUGGGUCUCAAUGAAUGGGCCAUCCGCCAAAUGAAAACUGUGUAUGUUAUAGACUCAAACCCUCUCUGUGUUGUCCAAGAAGGUAACCAUUAGCCAUAAUUGCAUUAAAGACAUGUUAUAUGAACUAAUAAACAACGUUCGCAAAUAAA
This is a messenger RNA of Cucumis sativus (cucumber), 2132 nucleotides long. Its product is annotated as cytochrome P450 CYP736A12-like. Gene Ontology annotation, molecular function: oxidoreductase activity, acting on paired donors, with incorporation or reduction of molecular oxygen; heme binding; monooxygenase activity. The transcript is spliced from 2 exons. The record is from RefSeq and is a predicted model, not a curated record. The coding region runs from base 323 to 1807 and encodes 494 amino acids. NCBI's taxonomy places the organism in Eukaryota, Viridiplantae, Streptophyta, Magnoliopsida, Cucurbitales, Cucurbitaceae.